Populus trichocarpa (black cottonwood) is the source of this 3940-nucleotide messenger RNA. Its product is annotated as filament-like plant protein 4. NCBI's taxonomy places the organism in Eukaryota, Viridiplantae, Streptophyta, Magnoliopsida, Malpighiales, Salicaceae. The transcript is spliced from 7 exons. The record is from RefSeq and is a predicted model, not a curated record. Bases 290 to 3523 code for a protein of 1077 amino acids.
UAUGGAGCAUUUGCAACGUCCUCUCUUUUAAGUGACACCUCGAAGUAUAAUAUUUUCACUCUCACCCACCUUCUCCACCACCACCACCACCACCACCACCGUCUCCUGUCAUUUCUCAUUUAAUAGCCAUCAACCUUAGAUCUCCAUUUCUUUCCUUGACUUCAAUAUUCUCAUACUUUCUCUACUUAUCGAAGCUACAUUUGUACUGGUGACUGUCUGGCAGUGAUUUGACAUUGGUGGCAUUUGGGGCUGAUUACUUUUUGGGUUAGAUUUUUUCAGCUCGUCCGAUAUGGAUCGACGGAGUUGGCCUUGGAAGAAAAAGUCAUCCGACAAGACUGAGAAAGCGGCUGCCGCAGCAGAUUCUGGUGGAUCACAGGAAGAGAAGGAUAGCUAUAAAAAACCCAGCCAUGUUCAAAUUUCUGUGGAAUCAUACACCCACCUGACUAGUUUAGAGGAUCAAGUGAAGACAUACGAGGAACAAGUUCAGACACUAGAGGGAGAGAUUAAGGACUUGAAUGAAAAGCUGUCUGCAACCCAUUCAGAGAUGACUACCAAAGAAAACCUGGUGAAACAACAUGCUAAAGUUGCUGAAGAAGCUGUUUCAGGUUGGGAAAAGGCUGAGGCAGAAGCUUUGGCAUUGAAAAAUCAUCUAGAAUCGGUCACCCUCUCAAAGCUCACUGCUGAAGAUCGGGCAUCACAUUUGGAUGGUGCUCUUAAAGAGUGCAUGCGGCAGAUACGAAAUCUAAAAGAAGAACAUGAACAGAGAGUGCAGGAAAUUGUUCUCAACAAGAACAAGCAAUUGGACAAAAUUAAGAUGGAUUUUGAAGCAAAAAUUGCUACUUUAGACCAAGAGCUCCUUAGAUCUGCUGCUGAAAAUGCUGCACUUUCAAGGUCAUUGCAAGAGCAUUCUAACAUGCUGAUCAAGAUAAGUGAAGAAAAGUCACAAGCUGAGGCUGAAAUCGAGCACUUGAAGAGCAAUAUUGAGUCAUGUGAAAGGGAAAUAAAUUCACACAAAUAUGAACUUCAUGUAAUUUCUAAAGAACUGGAGAUUCGUAAUGAAGAAAAGAAUAUGAGCAUAAGAUCUGCUGAAGCUGCCAACAAACAGCAUAUGGAGGGUGUCAAAAAAGUAGCUAAGCUGGAAUCAGAGUGCCAAAGAUUACGCGGUCUUGUUCGGAAGAAGUUGCCAGGUCCUGCUGCACUUGCCCAGAUGAAGCUAGAGGUUGAGAGUUUGGGCAGAGAUUAUGGAGACUCUAGAUUGAGGAGGUCUCCUGUUAAGCCUCCAAGUCCUCAUUCGUCCUCGGUGACUGAAUUUUCUCUGGACAAUGUACAGAAAUUCCAUAAAGAGAAUGAGUUUCUCACAGAGCGUUUAUUUGCAAUGGAGGAGGAAACAAAGAUGCUGAAAGAAGCUUUGGCAAAGCGUAACAGUGAACUGCAGGCUUCUAGGAAUCUGUGUGCUAAAACAGCAAGCAAGCUUCAGAGUUUAGAAGCUCAAUUUCAUAUCAGCAAUCAACUGAAAAGUUCCCCAAAAUCAAUCAUUCAGGUUCCUGCUGAAGGUUACUCUAGUCAAAAUAUUAGCAAUCCACCUAGCUUAACCAAUGUGUCUGAAGAUGGAAAUGAUGAUACACAAAGCUGUGCUGACUCUUGGGCAACGAUAUCGAUCUCCGAGUUUUCCAAUUUCAAGAAAUACAAUCACAGUGAGAAGUUGAACAAGGCUGAAAACGCAAAGCACCUUGAGUUUAUGGAUGACUUCUUGGAGAUGGAGAAGUUGGCUUGUUUAAAUGCAGACAGUGCCGCUACCACUUCAAAUUCUCCAAACAACAAGACUUCUGAAGUUGCCAAUAGGGAUGCUUCAGGUGAGAUUUCUUUGCAAAAAGAAAAUACCCUGUCUGAAGAGAAGCACAAUUUGGAUCCACCGGUUAAUCAUCUGUCUUGCAAUAAGGAUUCUUCAGCCAUAGAAUCAGGAUCUGAUGCAGACCUGUCAUCAUUCAUGAAGCUCCAGUUGAGAAUCUCUAUGUUACUUGAUUCUGGGUCUAAGAAGGCUGAUUUGGGGAAAAUUUUAGAAGAUAUUAAGCAGGUUGUGCAGGAUGCAGAAACUGGUGCAAGCUGCGUUUCCAAAGAAGCACACUGUUCUGAUGCAACAACACAUGACAGGCAGACUUGUCCUGAAGAUGCUGGCAUAAUGGGAGAGAAGGAAAUCGAAUUGUUCCAAGAGAGUAAGACAGCCGCACAAAUUAUGCACACAGUAAGCCAGGAGUUAUUGCCUGCCAUUUCUCAGAUUCAUGACUUUGUAUUAUUGCUGGGUAAAGAAGCAAUGACAGUUCAUGACACUUCUUGCGAUAGCAUUGGUCUGAGCCAGAAAAUCAAGGAGUUUUCAAUCACUUUUAAUAAAGUUUUAUACAGUGACAGAAGUUUGGUUGAUUUCGUAUCUGACCUUGCUCAUAUAUUAGCUCUAGCCAGUGGGCUCAGAUUCAAUGUCCUGGGAUAUAAAGGCAAUGAGGCAGAAAUCAGCAGUCCUGAUUGCAUAGAUAAGAUUGCUUUACCCGAGAACAAGGUUGUUCAAAAGAAUUCAUCAGUAGAAACAUAUCAGAAUGGCUGUGCCAACAUUUCUAGCCCUACCUCUAAUCCUGAGGUGCCUGAUGAUGGAAAUUUGGUACUGGGCUAUGGAUCAAACACCACAUCGUGCAAGGUCUCAUUGGAAGAGUUUGAAGAAUUGAAAUCAGAGAAGGACAACAUGGCCAUGGAUCUAGCUAGAUGUACUGAAAAUUUUGAAAUGACAAAGUCUCAGUUACAUGAAACCGAGCAGCUUCUAGCUGAAGUUAAAUCCCAAUUGGCUUCUGCACAAAAGUCUAACAGCUUGGCGGAGACACAGCUUAAAUGCAUGACAGAGUCAUAUAGGUCACUUGAAACACGUGCACAGGAGUUAGAAACUGAGGUAAACCUUCUGCGGUUGAAAACAGAAACUUUGGAAAAUGUGCUUCAAGAAGAAAAAAAGAGUCAUCAGGGUGCUUUGACCAGAUGCAAGGAACUAGAAGAGCAACUGCAAACGAACGAGAGCUCGACAGUGACUGACAUUGAGUGCAAACAGGAGAAAGAAAUAGCGGCUGCUGCAGAAAAGCUUGCAGAGUGCCAAGAGACGAUAUUUCUUCUUGGCAAGCAGUUAAAUUCUCUGUGUCCCCAAACAGAGAUCAUGGGAUCUCCUUACAGUGAGAGGAGUCAAAUUGGCGAUGUUUUUGCUGAAGAUGAACCUACUACAAGUGGCAUGAAUUUGCAGGACUUCGAUCAAGCUGAGAUGGACACAGGUGGUUUAGCCAAUAUACACAAAGCAGGGGCGGAAUCUCCCAUCAAUUCAUACAACCAUCCAUGCAGUCCAUCUGAUACAGAAUCAAGCCUCUUGAGAUCCCCAGUUGCUUCAAAGCCUCCAAAACACGGGCCUACAAAAUCUUCAUCUUCUGCCCCAAUGCUGGAGAAACAUUCUCGAGGAUUUAGCAGGUUCUUCUCCUCGAAAGGGAAGAAUGGUUAUUAGCCCGGCAGGUUGCAGGUCUAAUAGUGUUGUGGUCGAUAAAGAUCCAUUUAGCAAUAAUCUGAAUCACCAAACAUGGAGUCGUCGACCAUAACUGGUGCUAGAAUCACUCGUGUAUUAUUCAAGCUCGUGACCCUGAGUUUGUUCAAGUUUCAUAUUGUGAAACGAUGCUUUAAACACUGGGUAAUUUUUUGUAACUAAUGACUGUAUAUGGUAUCCACAUCUAUUACUAGUUUCCUUGCCUCCUGCAACUCUGUGAAUGGAACAUGACGUAGUUUCUGGACGGGGACCUACCACAUCGAAUGUAAUUGUUUUUUGGCAGAUUGGUAUGAUUGUUCUUUUUCGACAUACGAACAGUUGAUGUUGUCAGUUCUCAAAUAAUAUUGUGAAAUGAUAAUAAGUAGCUGAGUUUUUGAGCAA